Messenger RNA from Rotaria sordida, 648 nucleotides. The record is from the annotation of a GenBank genome assembly. Lineage: Eukaryota; Metazoa; Rotifera; Eurotatoria; Philodinida; Philodinidae.
AUGCAUGAAUCAUUUAUUAUGCCAUCGAGUUGUAAUCAUGUGUCAGCUAAUCGUUGUUCCGUUAAACUUAUAUUUUGGUAUGAUCGUGGAUAUUAUAAUGUUACAUUUAAUGGGGAAUCGUCACAUGAUAACACGUUUGGUGAUAAUAAACAUUUUAUUAUGAUUGAAACAGCUGUAAAUAAAUUUUUUUCUUAUGAUAUUCAUCAUAUAUGUAAAGAAACUGAUGAUUGUGCUCGUGUUUUUGCUGAACAAACAAUUAAUCAAAUGACUAAACGUUCAUAUAAUGUAACGAAUAUUUAUUCUGAUUUACAUCGAUUAUUACAUGAAAAAUCUAGUUUAUCUACAAAUUUAGCCUGUUUUGAUAUCAAUGAAGCUGUUCGUCAAUGUACUGUUCCUGGAAUGUCUGGUUCAUGUCAAAUCGUCGAUGAUUUAAUUAAACAUAAAUUUCAUAGACGUUUAUGUAUUCAUAGUAAUCAAGAAUCUGCUAGUGUUAAUAUAUUCGAUUCCGGUAACUUUGCAAUGAUGACUAUAAGAUGUAAUCGUAUGCUAUGUAAUGGACCAUUGACGAUAGCUGCUGUAAAAAAAGUAUUGCAACGUCAUAAUAUUACUGAUAUUAAUGGAAAUGACACUCAAGGUUAUAUAGCAUAA